UUUUUUGUUUUUUCUUUCAAUUGCGAGUUGGAUCUUCUUCAUCUUGAUAAUAUGGUUGUUAAAUCUGCUGCUGAAAUGUCUGUCUCUUGGUGUAAAAAUUUCAUUAAGCUAAAUAUUCCAAACUUAUCUGGCAAUACUGUUACAAUCAGCAACAUUUACCUUCGGGACAAUUCUCAGGAGCCAAGCAGCUUCAAUAAAAUCAGUCAACAACGGAUACACAGCACUAACAACAUCGACAUUGACAUUCAACCAAUCACAGUAGACGUGAUCGAAAAUGAUGAUGUAACUUGCCAUGAACUAACUGGGAAGAAUGAAGGGGCCAUAAGAGUUGUAUGGUCGGACAAACACGAGAGCAAGUUCGACUUUGACUGGAUCCGAGAGAACGUCAUGCGAAAACAACGAGAGACUAGAGUAAAGAAAAUUACGUGGUCGAGUGACGGUAUGAGCGGAGGGAAAGUGUCACUUCCAUAUAAGGAAGUUAUGGAUAGUGUGGAUGCUUUAAGGCAGUUUUAUCGCAACAUUUGGCAGUUUGGCAUUUGCCUGCUCACUGGUGCGCCCCUGGAUCCAGAGGGAAGCAUGAGUCUGGCAAGGCACGUGGGAGCCAUCAUGCACUCCAGAGAGUACUUCGAGGGUCAGAAGCAGUUCUACGAGAUCAGCAACACCAACAAACACGAGGACUUCGACAUUGCUUACACCAAUGCAUAUUUGGGACUGCACACUGACAAUCCAGAUUUCGAGCAGCCGGGUAGUCUGGUCACUCUGCAGCCGGUGCAGCCAGCCGAGAAAGGAGGACAUUCGACACUCGUAGACUCCUUCCGAGCAGCUGAAGUUCUUCGACGUAUGGACCCACAUGCGUUCAGAAUUUUGUCGACUUGGCCGGUGAAUCAUCGUCUGCAGAACUACAUGUGUGUAACGCCCAUCAUUGAGCUGCAUGAUCCUCUCCUUUCAAGCUACAUUGACUACGGAACUGUAGUGAAGAGGGUCAAAUUCUCAGAGAUGAACCGGUCGCCAUGGCAACCGAUGAUAGCUCAGCAUGACAUGAAAGGGAUCCGUUUAUUUUUGGGCGCCGCUAAUUCAAUUAUCUUUAGUCUUUAA
Symsagittifera roscoffensis is the source of this 1095-nucleotide messenger RNA. Its product is annotated as trimethyllysine dioxygenase, mitochondrial-like. Gene Ontology annotation, cellular component: mitochondrion. The transcript is spliced from 4 exons. NCBI's taxonomy places the organism in Eukaryota, Metazoa, Xenacoelomorpha, Acoela, Convolutidae. The record is from RefSeq and is a predicted model, not a curated record. Gene Ontology annotation, molecular function: oxidoreductase activity. Bases 52 to 1095 code for a protein of 347 amino acids. Gene Ontology annotation, biological process: carnitine biosynthetic process.